This is a messenger RNA of Effrenium voratum, 916 nucleotides long. The record is from the annotation of a GenBank genome assembly. Lineage: Eukaryota; Dinophyceae; Suessiales; Symbiodiniaceae.
AGCGAUUGGCUCUUAGCUGAUCCCAGGAGAGCGCCCAACGUCCCAGAACCCAGGCUCUCCGAUGCAGGCGGCAGCUGUAGCGUUCCGUCGCGUAGGCGUGGCAAGGCCAUUCCGGCCAGCACAGGCUCGCCUCUUCUCCUACAGCCAGCACAAGGUCGGGGAGCAGGGCACCUUAGACUACCGCAUGCACUUUCAGGACAAGAACGGAAACAAGAUCUCUCCGUGGCACGACAUCCCCCUCAAGAGCGGUGAGCACUUCAACUGCCUGAUCGAGAUUCCCAAGAUGACAAAGCCGAAGAUGGAGGUUGCUGUGAAGGAGGAGAUGAACCCCAUCGCCCAGGAUGUGAAGAAAGGCAAGCUCCGGGACUACCACGGUCCCAUCUUCUGGAACUACGGAAUGCUGCCUCAGACCUGGGAGGAUCCCAACGUGACCCACAAGGAGACCAACUGCGCCGGUGACAAUGACCCCGUUGACGUUGUGGAGAUCGGCUCUGAGGCCUUGCCGCAAGGUGCCGUGGAGCCAGUGAAGGUCCUGGGGGUGCUGGCCAUGAUCGACGACGGCGAGUUGGACUGGAAGGUCAUUGGCAUUCGGGUGGCUGACAAGCUGGCGUCUGAGCUCAAUGACAUUGAUGAUGUGGAGGCAAAGUGCCCGGGCGUCAUCAGUGGCAUCCGAGAGUGGUUCCGAUGGUACAAGACGCCUGAUGGCAAGCCUUUGAACGCCUUCGGCUUCGAGGAGAAAGCCCUGGACAAGAAGUUUGCCCUGGAGGUCAUUGAGGAGACCCAUGACGCGUGGAAGAAGCUGAAAGCCGGCAGCACGGAGAAGGGCAAGCUUUGGAUCGGACAGUGAGCGGCCGAGGGCUUUGUCUCUAACACCUUGCUUGUCUCAAGAUGCCAAGCACAAACAAAUAGAACACGG